This is a messenger RNA of Diabrotica virgifera virgifera (western corn rootworm), 1453 nucleotides long. RefSeq lists its product as uncharacterized. The transcript has 2 exons. The record is from RefSeq and is a predicted model, not a curated record. NCBI's taxonomy places the organism in Eukaryota, Metazoa, Arthropoda, Insecta, Coleoptera, Chrysomelidae. The coding region runs from base 404 to 1045 and encodes 213 amino acids.
AAAAAUGAUCCUAUUCCUUCAUAUAGGUAAAAAAUGGGGGUUACUAUACUUUCGACUACCGUGUUUCAACUACCAUUCCAAGGUCACAAGCUAACGUAGGUUUUCGAAAAGAAGCCACAAUCCGAAACGUUCAUUUGUAGGUUUUACUCUAUUUCCCAAGAGCUGGGUAACACUAUACACUUUGGAGGAAGACAUGUUAACAGUUUCAAGUACUUGCGAGUUAUGAGAAUUGAUUGUCCUGACUGCACAAUUAUAUAUUUCGAUAGUAGUUCGAGUAUGCCCGAACUUUCCCGAUUCCCAAUAUUAGAUGUGAGCUUUGGUAUAGGACACCGAUGGUGGGUAUUCUUCAGGUGGCUCUCAAGAUAGUGGGUAUUCUUCAGGUGAUUGUGAAUUUAGCAUCGAUAUGCCUAACAACGAAGACUAUAAUCAAGAAUUAGAUAGAGCUUUGGAAAAUUAUGAGGCUGCUGCCAAAUCAGAAGUUUUCUACCUGCUUGCAACAAAAUACACGUUAUCGGACUAUGAAGUACAAUGUGGUAUAAGCCCUGCAAGAUCAUUUUCGCCUGCAGUGAUUUUAUCUCAACAAUAUAAACCUACCAGAAUAUCACUCAGCGCAUACGAAUGGUAUUCCUUUAUUUCAAUCAUCACACAACAAAUAAUUGAUUUUUUUCAAUCACCUGAUGACCUCAUGCACCCAACUUUUCCAUGCGAAGAAUACUGCACUGUUACCCCGAUAGUUUACGAUGAUUGUAAAUUCAUUAUUGUUAAGAAGCAUGGUGUGGAGUACUAUAUGGAUGAAGAAGAAGUGAAGCAAAUUGUUGAACUUAAUAUUAGUGUGAUAUCGCCUCGUAUGCAGUUGUUAGAAAAUUUGAACUUUUGUGAAUAUUAUUAUGUUUUAGAUUUUUGUAAAAAUACUGCAGAUAGUUUAAACCCCUUGCAAAUAUUGUAUGCGUUUUGUUCUAUUAUACCAGAUGGUAUGACAAAUAAUGCUCUUAGGGAGUUCAUUUAUUUUUAUAAAAUUAAGGUAAUUAAUGAUUUAAAUAAAUGAUAAAAAUUGCAAAUUUGUAGUUUUAUUUCACAUUAAACGUGACGUUUUAUCAUAAAACGUAUAAAAUUCACAUAAAACGUGACGUUUUAUCAUAAAACGUAUAAAAUUUUUAUUGCGAUGUGAUGAUAAUAUGAGGGAAGUGCUCAUAAUAAAACAAAUAAAAUGUCUACAUAUAUCUUUAUUAUAAUAUAACACAGAGAAAGAAAAAUAACAUUAUAUAUCUUUAUUUUUUACAAUAUAAAAGAGAGAAAGAGAGAUAGAGAGUAGCUUAUGGAUAUUCGACACUAUCAUUCGUCUCAAAAGAAUCAAUAUUACUCUCUACUUCAGAAUUCUGGUUCAGAAUCAUCAAACCUGUUAUUUCUAGGCAUUUCAUGUAAUGCAUUAAUGCAAGACUCGUAAUCUUUUGUG